UUGUGAGUAUUCACUUUCAUUAUUUAUUGAGAUUUGAGAGUAUUGCAUGGGUGAUUCAUUUCCUUAGUUGACAGUUCAAAAUAAUAAAAUGACCGAAAAACAGAAUUCGGGUUCGGAUCCGACCAGACCGCUUUUGCCCAAAGAUGACGACCGGAAUUCCACCGAACACGACGGUCGGAGAAACCGUUUCAGUCGCCGGAACUCUGUUAACUCCCUCAGAUCCGCUUUCUUGUCCACGCUUCCUGAUAAAGUCCGUUCUAACCUCGACUCUGAGUCUCCUUUCGAUGCUGAUUUCUCCAACGCCACUGCUUUAAGCCAAGGAGAGAAAGAGUAUUAUGAAAAACAAAUAGCUACUUUGAAAUCAUUUGAGGAAGUGGAUACUGUGGUAGAAUCUGACUGCAUUGAGGAUGAUGAUAAAGAGGAGCAGGCGAAACAAGAAAGAGCUAUGAAGGUUUCAAAUUAUGCAAACAUAGUUUUGUUGAUAUUGAAGACUUAUGCGACGAUAAGGAGUGGGUCAAUAGCUAUUGCAGCGUCAACUUUAGAUUCUCUGCUCGAUCUAAUGGCUGGUGGGAUACUUUGGUUCACUCACAUAGCUAUGAAGAACAUAAAUAUCUAUCAAUAUCCUAUUGGAAAACUGAGGGUACAGCCAGUAGGCAUAAUUGUUUUUGCUGCUGUCAUGGCCACACUUGGUUUUCAGGUAUUGUUCACGGCUGUAAAACAACUAAUAGAAAACAGUCCUGGCGAAAAAAUGACAGCUGAGCAACUAAUAUGGUUGUACUCUAUCAUGAUAUUUGCAACUGUGGUGAAGCUUAUACUCUGGUUUUACUGUAGAAGCUCAGGAAACAAGAUUGUCCGUGCCUAUGCAGAUGAUCACCACUUUGAUGUCGUGACAAAUGUAGUUGGAUUAGUAGCGGCUAUUCUUGGUGAUAAAUUUUACUGGUGGAUUGAUCCGGUAGGAGCUAUUUUGCUUGCAAUUUACACUAUCACAAAUUGGUCUCGCACUGUCAUGGAAAAUGCAGUUUCACUGGUGGGACAAUCAGCACCUCCUGAAGUUUUGCAGAAGCUGACAUAUCUCGUUAUAAGGCACCCUGGAAUUAAACGUGUUGACACUGUCCGCGCAUAUACAUUUGGCGUUUUAUAUUUUGUAGAGGUAGACAUUGAACUGCCAGAAGAUUUACCCUUAAAAGAAGCACAUGCCAUUGGAGAGACUCUACAAAUAAAGCUUGAGAAACUUCCAGAAGUUGAGCGAGCAUUUGUUCAUCUAGACUUUGAGUGUGACCACAAACCAGAGCACUCAGUUCUAAGUAAACUACCGAACAAUCAGCCUUAAGCACGUUUCAACGUUUCGUGCAUAAGAAGAAAUGCACACACUUUUGUAAUUGAGUCUUCACCAAUGAUUUCAAAGUGAAGAUUGAAACUGUAAAAGAGAAGGAUCCAGCUGUUUAUUUAUAUGGAAGCUGAUAAGGUAACCAAACUGUUGCUAGAAUUCGAGUUACGUUUAAUCCAAAUACAUUCUGUUGUAGUUCUAUUAGUUUCAUUAGUUCUUUUAUAGUUCAUUUUGGAAUCACACACAGUGUAUUUAAGGCUACUUGUUGUGUUGUACUUGUAUCCUUAAUAAUAUAUAAAUGCCUCAGUUUCUUGAGAUACAA
This is a messenger RNA of Trifolium pratense (red clover), 1649 nucleotides long. Its product is annotated as metal tolerance protein 4-like. Gene Ontology annotation, cellular component: membrane. Bases 89 to 1330 code for a protein of 413 amino acids. Lineage: Eukaryota; Viridiplantae; Streptophyta; Magnoliopsida; Fabales; Fabaceae. Gene Ontology annotation, molecular function: manganese ion transmembrane transporter activity. Gene Ontology annotation, biological process: monoatomic cation transport; transmembrane transport. The transcript is spliced from 7 exons. The record is from RefSeq and is a predicted model, not a curated record.